Messenger RNA from Acomys russatus (golden spiny mouse), 910 nucleotides. It is a transcript of the gene Tug1, whose product is annotated as taurine up-regulated 1. The transcript has a single exon. The annotation marks the transcript as partial. The record is from RefSeq and is a predicted model, not a curated record. Lineage: Eukaryota; Metazoa; Chordata; Mammalia; Rodentia; Muridae.
CUCGAAGAAGCCCUGGCGCGCCCUCCCCCCCUUCCCGGUCUGGUAGGGCGAAGGAGCGGGCGUGCGGUCGAUCGAGCGAUCGGUUGGCGGCUCUUUCUCCUGCUCUGGCAUCCAGCUCUCGGGGCGCAGGCCCGGCCGCCGCGGCGCGCGCCCGGUGGCCGUUGGCGCUCGCGCCGCGUCUUUCUUCUCGUACGCAGAACUCGGGCGGCGGCCUAUGCUUUUGCGAUUCGACGAGGAGUCGUCCGGGUGGUCGGCGGCGGCGGGCAGCUGCUCCGCCCCGCUCCCGGGGAGGCGGCGGGGGAGGCUGGGGUGGCCGCGGCCGGCCUGGAGGCCUGGCGCCACCCGUCAGGGCCUGCCAGGACCCAGUUGGAGGGACAGGAGGGAGCUGGAGGAUGGUUGGUGGUGGGCUUUCUCCUUUGCCUUUUCCUCCUUAUGCCACCUUAGUGGGGGACGGGAGCUCUGGCGGCAGCUCCGGGGUGGGGGAUUCGAGCCCCGGAGUCGGAAGAUGGGGGUUUGCUUCCGGGCCUAGCCACCCGCUGGCGGAGUGACCUUAGGCAAGUCACUCUGUAAUUUGUCUGCGCCUCAGUUUCCUUCUCUGCCUAUCAGUGUGUGUGUGUGUGUGUGUGUGUGUGUGUAAGGAAAGCGCUUUACGAAAGCGUCCGUUUACAUAAAAGGUGAUUAUCGUUUUUAUUUUUUAUUUUUUUUUUUCUUUUGAGUUGCAAGAAGACUUAGCAAUUGCUCAUUCCCUGAAAUUAAAUCCGGGAACCUUUUAUCCGAGGUCGGAAGGCUCACUGAGUUUGUGUACAGAAACACGUGGGAAAGUGUAUUCUAGGGGAAUGAGCGGAUGUUUUGACAGUAAGUUUUUAAAGGGGCCUAUGACCCAGAAGACUUUAGAACAGUUUUUUGUUUG